Molecule: messenger RNA, 249 nt
Organism: Ixodes scapularis (black-legged tick)
Lineage: Eukaryota; Metazoa; Arthropoda; Arachnida; Ixodida; Ixodidae
Product: kunitz-type serine protease inhibitor dendrotoxin DaE1-like
Exons: 2
Coding region: 1-249 (82 amino acids)
Molecular function (GO): serine-type endopeptidase inhibitor activity
Source: RefSeq, a predicted model, not a curated record
AUGAAGGCAAUCAUCGCAGUCCUUUGUUUCCUCGUUUUAGUAGCGUACUCUAUUGGGGCGUCGGAUGUGAAGGGGGGCCUCAAAGAACGCUGCUAUCUGGAACCCAAACCUGGACCAUGCAAGGCAAGCAUCCCGAAGUAUUACUACGACUACGAUACCUUGCAGUGCAGAAAAUUUAUUUAUGGAGGCUGCCGCGGCAAUGCAAAUAGGUUUGACACCUUCGAGGACUGCCAAAAAGCCUGCAAAUGA